Zeugodacus cucurbitae (melon fly) is the source of this 1928-nucleotide messenger RNA. Its product is annotated as cytochrome P450 6a9-like. Lineage: Eukaryota; Metazoa; Arthropoda; Insecta; Diptera; Tephritidae. Gene Ontology annotation, molecular function: oxidoreductase activity, acting on paired donors, with incorporation or reduction of molecular oxygen; iron ion binding; monooxygenase activity. The transcript is spliced from 2 exons. The coding region runs from base 178 to 1704 and encodes 508 amino acids. The record is from RefSeq and is a predicted model, not a curated record.
AGCGAUUGCAAGUGCAUGCAGCGCCCAGUUACAAAGAAGAAGUGCAGAUUGCCUGCACAGGAUGCACUGACCACUCGCGUAAAGAGCGAAAAACGCCGAAAAAUUCCGGCAAAAUAAAACACGCGCAGUGACGCAUUUCAAACACAACAACAGAAGUCUUUAUUUACUCCAUUCACGAUGUCAAUGACCGCCGUAUUGCUGACGCUCAUCCUCACGCUGUUUGUCGCGCUGUGUGCUUUUAUGCAGCGCCGCUUGAGCUACUGGCGCAGACACGGCAUAGCACAUGACAAGCCCAACUGGCUGCUAGGCAAUUUGGCGGGCAUACAGCGUACCGUGAGCUUCGCCGAUAUCAGUCGCAAUAUCUACUUGAAGUACAAGGGCACGGGCCCAUUCUGCGGCUUCUAUUUCUUUCUGCGCCCAGCGGUGGUGCUCUUGGAUGUGGAUUUGAUCAAAAAUGUGCUGAUAAAAGACUUUGUGAACUUCGCCGAUCGCGGCAUGUUCAACAAUGAGCGCGACGAUCCGCUGACCGGUCACCUCUUCCUUUUGGAUGGGCACAAGUGGCGCAGCUUGCGUGGUAAACUCUCGUCGACUUUUUCGUCGGGCAAAAUGAAAUUCAUGUUCCCCACCAUCGUAGAGGUGACACACAAUUUGGUCGAUGUGUUGGGCGAACAGCUGCGUGUGGACAAUGUCGUCGAGUUGAAGGAGAUCUUGGCGCGUUUCACCACCGAUGUUAUUGGUAAAGUGGCUUUCGGCAUUGCCUGUAAUUCGUUGCGUGAUCCAGAGGCGGAAUUUCGCAUUAUGGGACGACGUUCAUUUAGCGAAGAGCGCCACGGCCCAGUGGUGAGUGGUUUCCUUCACAGCUUUCCGAAUUUGGCGCGCCGCUUGCGCAUGCGUUCGAUAAAUGAUGACAUUAGCGAUUUCUUUAUGCGCAUUGUGCGCGAAACUGUGGAGUACCGCGAGCAGAACAACAUCAAAUGCAAUGAUUUCAUGAGCAUUCUAAUUGAUUUGCGAAACGAUAAGAAACUGCGCGGUGAGCACGGCGAGGAGAAAUGCCUCACAAUGGCGGAGAUGGCCGCGCAGACAUUUGUCUUUUUCAUAGCCGGUUUCGAGACCUCCUCAACCACAAUGUCUUUCGCAUUGUACGAAAUGGCCCUACAGCCACAGUUACAGGAACGUUUACGGCGCGAGGUGCUGCACACAUUUGCGAAGCACAAUAAUGAGUUCACCUACGAGUGUCUGCAAGAAAUGCAGUACAUGGAUCAGGUGGUAGCUGAAACCCUGCGGAAAUACACCGUUGUACCACAGUUAAACCGACAAGCUUUGAGCGAUUACCCGGUGCCGGGCCAUCCGAAUUAUGUUAUUAAGAAGGGCAUGACGGUGCUCAUACCCUCGGUGGGUGUACACUACGACCCCGAUAUCUAUCCAAACCCAGAUCAUUGGGAUCCAGAUCGUUUUACGCCGGAAAAGCGUCAGCUGCGUGAGACUGUUGAGUGGCUGCCCUUUGGUGAGGGUCCGCGGAAUUGUAUUGGCCAGCGCUUCGGACGCAUGCAGAUUCGAAUCGGCUUGGCGCAUUUGUUGCGCAAAUAUCGGUUCAAGGUAUGCCACAAAACGGAGACACCUUUAAAGAUGAAUGUCAAGUCAUUUCUGGUCAAUACACUUAACGGUAUAUACUUGAGAGUAGAAGAAUUGGAGACAAAAAAUUGAUAUGAAUUAAACAAGUUAUUAUUAUGAGUAACAAUACUAAGCACGUAUUUCAUUUUUUAGAGAAACAAAUAUCAUGAACAUAUUAUGUCUUGCACAAAUUCUCAGCAAUAAAUCGAAUUUCAGAUACUUUAUAGGACUUCGGCGUACUUUGUAAAAUAUGGUUCUAAAUACUUUAAAGCUUAUCUGAAAUAAAGAUUGAGAAAUUGAGUCCUUUUUCCAUACUA